Nicotiana attenuata is the source of this 618-nucleotide messenger RNA. Its product is annotated as protein transport protein Sec61 subunit beta-like. The coding region runs from base 110 to 364 and encodes 84 amino acids. NCBI's taxonomy places the organism in Eukaryota, Viridiplantae, Streptophyta, Magnoliopsida, Solanales, Solanaceae. The transcript has 2 exons. Gene Ontology annotation, biological process: intracellular protein transport. Gene Ontology annotation, cellular component: Sec61 translocon complex; endoplasmic reticulum membrane. The record is from RefSeq and is a predicted model, not a curated record.
AAAGUCCAAAUUACGAAACCAAUUAAAAGAAAACAGGUCAAAAUUUUUCUCUCAUUUUCCUCCUUUCAGAUCGGGAAGACUUUUCUCCUAAUCUCAGCAUUCUAAAGAAAUGGCUUUGGGUGGAGGUGGACCACAAAGAGGGACUGCUGCAGCAGCUGCUGCUAACCUGCGUCGAAGGAAGGCCGCUGGUGGUGGUGGAGCUGCAGGAGGAGCAGGUGGUAACAUGCUCCAAUUCUACACUGAUGAUUCCCCCGGACUCAAGAUAUCCCCCAACGUUGUGCUUGUGAUGAGUAUUGGCUUCAUAGCUUUUGUUGCCAUCCUUCAUGUCAUGGGUAAGCUUUACUUUGUUCGCAGAGAGGCCUAGAGAAAUUCACAUAUCUCCUAGGAAAUUCAGACAUCUCAUUGCUGAGUUGGGGAAUUUUGUUGGGCAACAGCUUUGUUCGUUGAAGGAAAACUGACAUUGUAGCUUUAUUUUCUUUUUGUUUGUCUAUGCUAUGAAGUUUAUAAAAACGUUUUCUAGUUAUGAGUAACUCUUUCUUGCCUCUGUUCUAUUGUCCGAUGAAUAGGACCGCGCCAAUUCUUGUUUCUUAAACCUUUAAUGGAAUCAUGUUGCAAGUA